This is a messenger RNA of Neopsephotus bourkii (Bourke's parrot), 2199 nucleotides long. It is a transcript of the gene ADPRS, whose product is annotated as ADP-ribosylserine hydrolase. Bases 22 to 1143 code for a protein of 373 amino acids. The transcript is spliced from 6 exons. The record is from RefSeq and is a predicted model, not a curated record. NCBI's taxonomy places the organism in Eukaryota, Metazoa, Chordata, Aves, Psittaciformes, Psittacidae. Gene Ontology annotation, cellular component: mitochondrion; nucleus.
GCGGCAGCGGCGCGGUAGAAGAUGGCUGCGGCGGGGUCGGGGUCGAGCUCAGGCUCGGGGCGGGCGGCGGCGCGGGCUCGGCCGGGACCCGGCCGGUUCCGGGGCUGCUUGGCCGGGGCGUUGCUGGGGGACUGCCUGGGCGCCGUGUUCGAAGGCAGAAGCGUCGUGAAGCUGCCGGAUCUGCUGAGCUUCCUCCGAGGCCUGGAGCCGGCGCCCGGGCCGCCGGAUGAGGGCGAAGCGGCCGGCAGCGCCCGCAGAGAAACGCUCUCGUACACGGACGACACGGCCAUGAGCAGGUCCGUGGUGCAGUCCCUGCUGGCCAAGAGGGAGUUCGAUGAAGUUGAUAUGGCCAAGAGGUUUGCUGAGGAGUACAAGAAGGAACCCAACAGGGGCUAUGGGAUGGCUGUUGUCAAUGUCUUCAAGAAGCUCUUGAGCCCCAAGUGCAGUGAUGUCUUUGAACCAGCAAGAGCCCAGUUCAAUGGGAAAGGCUCCUAUGGCAAUGGUGGUGCCAUGAGGGUGGCAGGCAUCUCUCUCGCCUACUCUGAUGUCCAGGAUGUCAAGAAGUUUGCGAAGCUGAGUGCUGAACUGACCCAUGCCAACUCCCUGGGCUACAACGGAGCCAUCCUGCAGGCCCUGGCUGUGCAUCUUGCCCUGCAGGGAGAGGUCAGCAAAGAGACCUUCCUGGAGCAGCUCAUUAGCCACAUGGAAGAUGUAGAGGCAGAUGAUAAGUCUCUUACUGACGCACGAGCGCUGGGAUUUGAAGAUUUACCCUUUUCAAGGCGCCUAAAGAAAAUAAAGGAAUUCUUGGAACUCAGCAGUGUUCCAAAAGCAGAUGUAUUGUUUGAACUGGGCAAUGGCAUCGCCGCUCUGAGGUCUGUCCCUACUGCGAUUUACUCCUUCCUGCACUGUAUGGAGGCUGACCCAGACAUUCCUGAUCACUACAACAACCUGCAGAGGACCAUCAUCUACUGUAUCUCUCUGGGUGGAGACACAGACACUAUUGCUACCAUGGCAGGAGCUAUUGCAGGAGCUUAUUAUGGGGAGGAGCAGAUACCCCCAAGUUGGGAGGAGAGCUGUGAAGCUUUUCAAGAGACACGGAAGCUGGCAAAUAGCAUGUAUGAACUCUACUGCCAGCGGCUCUGAGCGCCGAGGGGAGCGUGGUUUGGAAGGCAAAGGCAGAUGGUCACCUCUGCUUUGCUGGCCAGGAUCUGGUGGUGGAUCCACACUGCAGGCACCUGUGAGCCUCCACCUGAGCCAGAUGCUGCUGUGAGCUGAGCUGGAGGCACAAGCUGGUUCAGAAGAGGAGAUACACCCUUCAGUUGCAGUUUGGCUGGGAAGGGGCUGCAUGUGGCACUUGGACAGUGGGUGCAUCUCCUCUGAAGUGUACAGGGGCAUCUCGUUUCUCAUGAGAUUCCUGCUGCUUGCUUUGUCCACCAUUAUGCCAUUUUGUCAUUGCAGUUAUUCGGUGGGUGUCUGAAUUUACUUUCUUGCUGGUUCCCUCUGCUCCACUGUGCUGUGGCCUUUGUUUCAGUGGCCUGUCCUGCAGUGGCUUAAAUAGUCUCCACACCCCUCUUAAAAGAGCAGCUCCCACUCAGUCACCAGUUCAGGGGUGGAGGUGGGAGCUGUCAGAGGUACUUCCCUGGAGGAUGUCCUGCAUGCAGCAGAGCUUGCUACCCUUGUUGUGGAGUGAGGAUGCUGGAGGGUAGAUGUCCCAGGGAGGUUUGCUUCCCUGAAGGCAGAACGAGCAGUGGCAGAGGUUGGAGAAUGGCUUCCUUUGCAUUGCUGGUAGUGCUGGGAGAAAUGCCUUUGGUGCAUGCAGGGUCCCUGUUGCUGCUGGAAGGGGGUGGGACUCAUUACUGCUCUUUGCUCUGUUAUCUACCUGGCACCAUCCUCAUCUAUUGCAUUCUGUGGUCCCUUACACGCUGGCUUUCACAUGGCUGAACCUGCUCCUUUGUUCCAAAUCUGUGCAUCCUGCAUUCUUAAUGCUGUCCUGUGCAUGUCCAGAGCACCACAUGAGUUGCUGUUUAAAUCUGUGGGUGAGGAUAGUUGUGAAACCUGGUGUUUAACAAGCACUGAACUCCUGGUUCUGCUGCCAUCAGUGACAGAAACUACCUCAGCAGGAAGCAGGAGUUACUUCUUACAGCUUUAAAACUCUGUGCUUGGUAAGAAUCAUUUGAAAAUAAAGGGAAAUGUAGUUAA